Messenger RNA from Anopheles marshallii, 3609 nucleotides. RefSeq names its product endoplasmic reticulum transmembrane helix translocase. Bases 1 to 3609 code for a protein of 1202 amino acids. The record is from RefSeq and is a predicted model, not a curated record. The transcript is spliced from 4 exons. Gene Ontology annotation, biological process: intracellular calcium ion homeostasis. NCBI's taxonomy places the organism in Eukaryota, Metazoa, Arthropoda, Insecta, Diptera, Culicidae. Gene Ontology annotation, cellular component: endoplasmic reticulum membrane. Gene Ontology annotation, molecular function: ATP binding; P-type ion transporter activity; ATP hydrolysis activity.
AUGGGCUACGAAGCGAAGCGACUGACGGCCACCGGUAGCGGCUCACUGGACGAGCUGGUCCACUAUGUAACGAUCCACAUCCCGCUGCCGGUCGUGCUGAGCGGUGCCGUAAUGCCGUUCAUGGUGGUGUACGCACUCUGGCUGUACCUGUGGGUGUUUGUUUACGGUAUCGAUGAGUAUCAGGAUGCCGGGUUACUGUUUCUAGCCGGUAUUGCCUUCACGCAAAUCUUCGUGUGCCUGUGCUGCUUCUGGAGCGUUCACGUACAGACGUUCCUAAACUGCCGACGGACGAAGGCACCGUGUGCCGGUGCGAUUGUAAAGGUCGUUCCGACGGAGAAUAAUGGUACAUCGGAGUUGGUGCGCAUCCGGCAGACGAAACCGGAGGACGGUGCGAAAGAGGACGGCGAGCUUACGUACUGGUUUCUGUUUCAAAAGACCAAAUACAUCUGGGAUCCAAACAAGGCCCUGUUCCGCAGCGUCGAGUUCCCGAUACACCGUACGUACGAGGAGUAUUUCGAGUCGAAGGGUCAUCUGGACGAUGCGGACGUGACGCUCGCUCAAGCUACAUACGGGGAUAAUGAGAUGGAGAUGGUGGUGCCGGAAUUUCUCGAGCUGUUCAAAGAGCGUGCCACGGCACCGUUUUUUGUCUUUCAGAUCUUUUCCGUGCUGUUGUGGUGUUUGGAUGAGUACAUGUACUAUUCGUUGUUCACGCUCUGCAUGCUCGUCAUCUUCGAGUGUGUGCUGGUACAGCAGCAACUCCGCAGCCUGUCGGAGAUCCGCAAGAUGGGCAACAAGCCGUACCAGAUCAACGUGUUCCGGAACCGGCGCUGGCGUGCGAUCAGCUCUGCGAAGCUUGUGCCGGGUGAUCUCGUGUCGGUAACACGCUCACAGGACGAAAACAUCGUACCGUGCGAUCUGCUGCUCAUACGCGGUUCGUGCAUCGUGGACGAGAGCAUGUUGACCGGUGAAUCGGUCCCACAGAUGAAGGAAUCGCUGGAGAACAACACGGACGAACACGACAAGGUGCUGGAUAUUGAGGCAGACGGGAAGCUGCACGUGCUGUUCCGUGGCACGAAAGUUGUGCAACAUUCGGCACCGAGCAAGGGAGCAAUGCGAUCACCGGACAAUGGUUGCAUCGGGUACGUGUUGCGUACUGGCUUUAACACCUCCCAGGGCAAACUGCUCCGCACGAUCCUGUUCGGGGUGAAGCGCGUUACCGAGAACAACCUGGAAACGUUUGCUUUCAUACUGUUUCUACUUGUGUUUGCAAUUGCGGCCGCUACGUACGUGUGGAUCAAGGGCACGGAAGAUCCGGAAAGAAACCGAUACAAGCUGUUCCUGGAGUGUACACUCAUUCUCACGUCGAUCAUACCACCGGAUCUACCGAUCGAGCUAUCACUGGCUGUUAAUACAUCGCUGUUACAGCUGUCCAAGGUGUACGUGUACUGCACGGAGCCGUUCCGUAUGCCGUUUGCCGGAAAGGUACAAAUUUGCUGCUUCGAUAAGACGGGUACGCUGACGAGCGACAACUUGGUGGUGGAAGGUAUUGCCGGGCUAAAGCAGGACACUUCGAUCGUACCGAUCGAAGAUAUUCCGGAGGAGACAGCUCACGUGCUCGGUUCCUGCCAUUCGUUGGUUCAGCUCGACGAGGGUCUGGUGGGUGACCCGCUGGAGAAAGCCACCCUGACGGCAAUCGAUUGGAACCUUACCAAGGGUGACUCCUGCGUUCCGAAGCGUAAAAAAUUCAAAGCCCUCCGUAUCUAUCACCGUUUUCACUUCUCAUCAUCUCUGAAGCGCAUGUCCGUACUGGCCGGGUACGUGAUACCGUUCACGAAUGAAAACUGCUACAUCGGCACGGUAAAGGGAGCACCGGAAGUGAUCGUGAAGAUGCUAAAAACCGUCCCCGACCACUACGAACGCACGUAUCUGGAAUAUUCGCGUCGCGGUGCUCGGGUGCUUGCGCUCGGUUACAAGAACUUCGGUACGCUCGACAACAACACGGUGCGCGAGCUGAAGCGGGACGAUGUGGAGCGUGAUCUCGAGUUUGCCGGUUUCAUCAUAAUCUCCUGCCCGCUGAAACCCGACUCGAAGUACGCGAUCAAGGAGAUCAUACAGGCAUCGCACAAGGUGAUGAUGAUUACCGGCGAUAACCCGCUGACGGCGUGUCACGUCGCGAAGGAACUGCGGUUCAGUCGGCGUACGAUCGUCAUCUUAACACCGCCGGAAGAGUUGAACGGAAGCACGGGGAAGAAGGGGGGUGCGAGCGACUGGCACUGGGAGUCAAUCAACCGUGAGGUGCAGCUGCCCGUUGAUUCACGCACCGUGAAGGAGCUGUACCGGGAGUAUGAUUUCUGCAUCACCGGCGAAGGUAUGCAGUAUCUCGAUCGAGAACGUCAGCCGUACCUUCUGCAGCUGAUACCGUACGCUACCGUGUUUGCGCGGUUUGCACCGAAGCAGAAAGAGUACGUGAUAACGACGCUCAAGAAGCUCGGCUACUACACGCUUAUGUGUGGCGAUGGCACGAAUGACGUUGGGGCGCUGAAGCACGCCCACGUCGGUGUGUCAUUGCUGAGCCAUAUGCCAUCCCGGUCGGAGCGGAAACAGCAGCGCGAACAGCAGGACGACAAGGAGGAGAAGAAAAAGGCACUCAAAACAAGCAGUUCAAAUGCGGGUGCGACCGAGGACGGUAACAACCGUCGGCAGCUAACGCCUCGUGAACGAGCCAUUAUGCGAGCGCGAGAAAAUCAAAGUGCGGCCCAGGAACGGUUGCAGAAAGCGCUGAAAGAGAUGGACGAAGAGCAGGUGCAGAUAGUGAAGCUGGGCGAUGCGAGUAUUGCGGCUCCAUUCACAAGCCGGUUGACUUCGAUCAAUUGUGUAUGUCACAUAAUUAAGCAGGGCCGCUGCACGUUGGUAACGACAUUGCAGAUGUUCAAAAUACUUGCCCUGAAUGCACUCAUCUCCGCCUACUGCCAGUCGGUACUGUACAUCGACGGCGUGAAGCACAGCGAUGCGCAACUCACCCUGCACGGCUUGCUGACGGCGGCCUGUUUUCUGUUCAUUACGCGCUCGAAACCGUUGAAGGUGCUGUCGAAACAAGCGCCCCUGCCGAACAUCUUCAACCUGUACUCGGUAACGACAAUCCUGGCACAGUUUGCGAUCCAUUUCUCGGCGCUGAUCUACAUGGUGCACGAAGCCAACGCACGAUCACCUCCACGGGAAGGAAAAGUGAAACUGAACGUAGAUUUGGCACCGGAUGAGAAGCAAGAAUUCGAACCGAACAUCGUGAACAGCACGGUGUACAUCAUCGGUAUUGCAAUGCAGAUCGCCACGGUAGCCGUCAACUACAAGGGCCAUCCGUUUAUGGAGAGUUUGCGGGAGAAUCGGCUACUUUCGUACGCGAUCUUCAGUUCGAGCGCGAUCGUGCUGUGCCUGGCGUUAGGUAUCGUGCCCGAUUUGCUCGAAAUGUUUGAAGUGAUUGACUUUGAUGCCGAUUUUCGGCGAAUUCUCGUUGGCGUACUGAUAGCGGAUAUGGUACUAGCGUACCUAAUCGAUCGCGUUUGUUCGUUUCUGUUCGGUGAAACGCGAGGCAAGUCGGACAUUAUUACUUAA